Molecule: messenger RNA, 246 nt
Organism: Acanthoscelides obtectus
Lineage: Eukaryota; Metazoa; Arthropoda; Insecta; Coleoptera; Chrysomelidae
Source: the annotation of a GenBank genome assembly
UGAAAAUUCAAUCGUAGACAUAGGUAUUUUUGUUUUCUAGGCUUUUUGAUAGAUGAGGGAGACAAAGUAGUUAAAUGAUAAAUAUGAAGCUGCUUCUUACCAACGCCUGUGCUCUAUCAGAAAAACACAGCUGGUAUGUUGCAAACGAAGACCAGUACUUGAUUUCCAUUUGGUACUUGUGAGUGUCUCUUCCAGUAAAGAUGCUGCUGAAGCUUCGAGAAUGCAUUCAAAUCGUUUUAUCUUGAG